This is a messenger RNA of Ilex paraguariensis (yerba mate), 3090 nucleotides long. NCBI's taxonomy places the organism in Eukaryota, Viridiplantae, Streptophyta, Magnoliopsida, Aquifoliales, Aquifoliaceae. The record is from the annotation of a GenBank genome assembly.
CUUCUUUACCGUCUUCUUCUUUGAAGAGCUCUGUUCUGUAGUUUUGGCAAUGGAGUUUUAUUACCCAGGAAGUUAUUCACAAAAAUGGUUUCAAUUCUCAUGGUUCCGUACUUUCUUGUUCCUCUUCCUCUUCACCAUCUUCUCCACUACCUCAGUGUCUUCUUCUACAGCUCCAAAAAUCUCUUACAGUGUUCACUGUGCGUCUUUCAUCCCUGAGUCGACCUCAGCCGUUGCCGGCAACUCCACCUAUCCUUUUUUAAGAACGGCGAUCACUUACUUCUCCGGCGGUGAGAGAAUUCUUGGCCGAAUAUCACCUGAUCGGUUCCUUAACUUUUCCGACGAGACUCUCUCGUUUAGUACGAGAAUUAUGUAUAAAACCAACGUAAGUGGGGUUUACUGGAUUGUAGCGAACUUGAUCUUCCUAUCCUCGAACAUGUACUAUAUUCCAUCAAAUUCAAGGAAUGGUUUCUCUUACCAUCAUCGGAAUCGUUCGGGGGUCGACUCAUUGAGGUUUCGGCUAAAUGGGUUCUAUUCAGAAUCUUCUGGGAAGCUCUGCGCCACAGGAUCGCCCCUUCGGUACUUCAGAAAUGGUAAGUCUGUCAAACUUGAAGCUGUUCUUAAACUAAACUAUGCCAAAAAUCAAACCAUCUUUACUAGCUUGAUCGGUGGGAAAUUGAACAGUUUGAGUUCUCCUAAUGAUCCGAAUUACUUUGAUCCAAUUUCAAUACUCACGUUUUCCCAAACAACCCAGUACGAUUACACACUGGUUUCAAAGGAAUUCGAUGAAGGUUGUCCUGGUGGAAUUGAUAUUCCACAAACCCAAUCACUUAGUUUGCAACCAAGAAGAAUCUGUUCGAUCCUCUCAAGGCCAUAUAAUACUUUUUAUUUGGAGUACGUAAGGGACUGCAAGUCUCUAAAAGAUUGUACUCCUUUUGGUGGGGUUAUUGGGUUUUUGCCUCGGCUCUUAUCAUUGUACGCAAUUCAGUGUUCUGAGGAUGAACCAAAGUUUCGAUUUCUGAUUAGAUUUCCAGCAAGAAACUAUGAUGCUUAUUCCUAUUCCCAAUCUUUUCAUCCGAACACAACCUUGGUUGGGGAAGGAUCAUGGGAUGAGAAGAAGAAUCGACUGUGUAUUGUUGCUUGCCGAAUCUUAAAUCCCAUGGGUUCGAAGAGGAGUGCCCAAGUUGGAGAUUGUUCAAUCAGGUUGAGCUUGAGCUAUCCUGCAAUUUGGACAAUCAGAAAUAGUUCAACCAUUAUUGGACAAAUUUGGACGAACAAGACUGUAAAGGAUUCUGGGUACUUCGAAAGGAUCGUGUUUAGGGGUUCUGAAAACAUUAUAGAGAAGCUUCCAGGAUUGAAAUAUGAGUAUACUGAAACUGAAAGAGUAAGACCAUCAUGCCGAGUAGAGAAGGUUGUGAAGAAGAACAAGGGGGAAAGUUAUCCUGACGGGCAUUCUUAUGAUAUGAGGUUUGACAUGUCGGUUAAAGAUUCUAAAGGAAAAUCUACUUGGGGUUAUGCAGUCCCUAUUGCUGUGGGUGAUCAGUUCUAUGAGAGGGGAUUGCAGACCAUGUCUGCCUCCGCACCGGCAAAUGAGGGGUGGGCAAUCCCGGAAGAGGCCCAGGUAAUUCCAGAGGCAGUUGAGAAAAACAGCAGCUUUAGAAGCCCCUUGAAUAUCAGCUACAGAAUAAGCUUUACUCCUUUUGUGGGUGAUGGGUUCUCUUCAUUUAACUUAUCUUUGAGGCCCGAUGGUCCAGUGGAAAUUACUGCUGAAGGAGUCUAUGAUGGUGAAACAGGACGACUCUGCAUGGUAGGCUGCAGAAAGCUUGGUUCAUUCAUUCAGAACUCAACAAAUGAAGCUGUAGACUGUGAGAUUCUUCUGAGUAUUCAGUUCCCUCCACUUAAUUCCAGGAAUGGGGAUUCUAUCAAGGGCAAAAUCGAAAGCACCCGGAAAAAAACUGACCCUCUUUAUUUUGAGCACUUCAGCAUGUCCUCAACUUCUUUCUAUCUUGAACAAGCUCAACAAUCCAUAUGGAGGAUGGAUUUAGAGAUCACCAUGGUUUUGAUCUCUAAUACCCUUGCAUGCCUCUUUGUGAUAUUGCAGCUGUUUUAUGUGAAAAAGAACCCUGAUGUGCUUCCUUAUGUUUCACUUCUCAUGCUUGUAAUCCUUACCCUGGGGUACAUGAUCCCUCUUGUGCUAAACUUUGAAGCCCUCUUCUCCAAAAAUCCCAAUCGGCAAAAUGUAGAUUUCGGGAGUGGCGGAUGGCUUGAAGUUAACGAGGUGCUCGUAAGGGUGGUUACUAUGGUGGCCUUCCUCCUGCAGUUCCGCCUCCUCCAACUGGCGUGGAGUGCACAAUUCGGGGGUGGGAAUGAAAAGGGCCAGUGGAUUGCUGAAAUGAGGGCUCUGUUAGUCUCUUUACCAUUGUACAUUGUGGGAGGAUUGAUUGCCUUGUUUGUGAAUUUCAACCAGAACAAAUACAGCAGUACUGUUUAUGUUUUUUCCAAUGGUGUUUAUCAACAGCCCUCCCUUUGGAGGGACUUAAGGUCCUAUGGUGGUUUGGUCCUUGAUGGCUUCCUCUUCCCCCAGAUCCUUCUCAACAUCUUCAGUGGUUCAUCAGAAAGUGCUUUGUCCCGGUCAUUCUAUAUCGGAACCACCUUUGUUCGGUUGCUGCCCCAUGGAUAUGAUCUUUACAGGGCUCACAAUUAUGCUCAGCGCCAUUUUUAUGGAGCAUACAUUUAUGCAAAUCCUAGUGCAGAUUUCUACUCCGCUGCUUGGGAUGUGAUUAUACCUUGUGGAGGUAUACUGUUUUCGGUGAUCAUUUUCUUGCAGCAGAGAUUUGGUGGUCGUUGUGUUCUUCCCCGGAGAUUCAGAGGGUUGGCAGUGUAUGAGAAGGUGCCUGUAGUUGCCACUGAUCAGUGAUUGUUUACAUAAAUUAGCAUCUCAAGUUUAUGUUGUUUUAUGUUGUAUUUCCUAAAUUCUGUUGUAUGGACUUUUUGACUCAUGAGAUUGGUACUAAAAGCUUCCUCUUAAGGACCAUCGUCAAUCAGUUCAGAACUAACUUGCAGCAUUGAAGGUGUACACGGUAUGAAAUUAAU